AUGACCACGCCUCCUUGUGGGGAGUGCAGUGGUAAAUUCCGUCUCUCCCAGGCGGGAGAGACUCGCUGUCCUGUUUGCGCCGAAUUUUUUCGCCUCUCGACCCUGGUUCGUGGUUCCAGGUUUCCAGAGGGGUUGCAGGCUACUGCCGUCAGGAGCCUGCGCGACAGCUACGUUCACCUCCUGCAGGAGGCGGACGCAUACUACUUCUUCAAUCCUGCUCCUCCUGCUCCACUACAGCCCAACGCACCAAAAGGGGAGGUCUUGAUUCCUCCUAGAUCUUCCGAGGGAGACAAGGGUCGCUCCCGAUCUCCUGCUGCAAGAAAGGAAAAGACUGCCAAGGACAAGAAGCCUGCCAAGGAGAAAAAGAAGAAGGACAAGACAGAGUCAAAGAAAGAAAAGAAGUCACGCCCUAAGGAAGAGCUGCAUCCUGGACAUCGUCCACCUCCUGUAGUGAAGGAGGAGGCCCGAGAGGAGGAAAGACCCCCUCUUGUCGAAGUCAAGCGGGAGGAGUACUACGACGAGGAGUGGAGUGAGUCUGAGUCCCCAAAGGAACGGGACCGCAGCGUGAGCAGGAGUAAGAGCCCUUUGCCCCGAAGGAGACAUCUGGAGUCUCCCGUGCGACCUCGUUCGCCAACUGGACCGCCCCCUGCGAGAGGCCCUUCGUUGCCUGCCUCUUCUGGGCGCUGGUCCGGGGUUAUCCCUGCUCACCGUCGAGAGCGGGACACUACAGGGCAUCCAGGUGGUUUGGCCCCCAAAAUCAAGCCUCAGAAUCCCAAGAAGAAGAAAAAGGCUCCUGGGAGGGGAGUCCUUCGACGGCCGGCUGCGGCAGUGGACGACCCGAUCGAGGCUUUCAAGGGCUUUGGGGAGGUAAGGGUGGCUUCCUUGCCUCCUGGGGAUCUCCUAUCCUGCGGGAAGGUAUGGGUGACCGAAGCCCAUUACUGGAAAGAGGCCACCCAAUGUCUGGGACUUUGCAAAGGUCUGCAAGCCGAGAACGGCGAGCUGUGGCUCGACUUCCAGAUCGAGGGCACCAAGAGCGAACACCUUCUCAGGUAUGCAACCGGGAUCCCAAACCGAAGAUUGCGGGCUCAUCUUUGUCGAACCGACUGCACUCAAGAGACGACAGGCGACGAUUUUUUCCACAUGGUGAAGGUCAAGAAAUGGAGGGAGGAGGAAAAGGAGCCUUGGAUGAACAACCUCUUGGCGGUAGAGAGGGAGGACGCAGACGAGUUGGUAUCUUUGAGACGGGAGGCACAAGCUUCGGGAGGAGAACCAAAGGUGAAAAGCAAGAAGAAGGAGAAGAAGGACACUCAAAAGGAGAAGGAAAAGAAGCAAGAGAAAAAACGGGCGCGCUCCUCCUCCCCUAUCACUGGGAGGAAGGCAGACCGGGACCUGGCAGUGGUCCUGGGGCAAAGUGGCUUAGAUCCCAACCCCAAGCGCCGGAAAAAGAUGAUGAAAAAGGCAAAAAGAAUCGUGAAGCGCCGGAAGAAAAAGAAGGAAUCCAGCUCGAGCAGCAGUGGGACCCAGUCAGGAACUUCCCGCACCAGCAGUUCAACCGGGGAGAUGGAGGCGGCCGACAUCUUUGGGCAGCGGCGCAUGGCAAAACGGGUGAGCACCCGGUGCCCCGGCGUGCUCACUGCCACCUCUUUGGCGGCAGUGCAAGAGCAGCUCCUGACAACACAAGGUCAGAUCUGGGAGCUGGACCGGCGGGAGCUUCCACCGUUGUUCCUGCAGUAUUUCAGGGGGCACCUCCAACAAAGGAUGCAACCUGCGAUGCGGCGGGAAGCCAUUCAUGUCAGCUACUGUUUGGAUUUGGGGUUGAUGGGCCGAAUCCCGCAACUCCUCGAUGUGCUGAGCCAGCGCCUCAAGGCCCUGGAAGGGCAGGCGUCGGGGAAGCACUGGAGCGUCACUGCUCAGUACGAGCUGGUGCCAGAGGAGCAAGGGUCGGUAGCCUCCCAGCAGGAGACAGAACAGGCCGCGAGAGAGGCAAUAAAAGCGGGAAGAGUGAAGAACCAGGCCGGCAGGCCUUACGGAGCUACAGCUGCAGUAGACAGAGGAGAGGACUGGAGACCGGAUGCUUACAAAGGGAAAAGCAACAAAGGGCAAGGAAAAGGCAAGGAUUGGAGGCAGAAGGGCGAGGGCAAACCAUUUCCAAAAGGAAAAGAAGGCGAGCAAGAGAGGGAGGAGGCAAGUGAUAUGAGGGGAAGUGAGACUCUUGGCAGGCAGGAAAACGCAAGGCAGGAGGGCUCCACUCCUGGGCUGGGAGUGGAGUCGCAGAAGGCAGCAGUUGGAGCAGUAGAUCAGCAGGAGAGACAUCGACUUAGUUUCACCGGGUUUUUGGAUCCGGUCGAAGGGGGGAAGGCUGGGCCGUCCCAGGAGUACUCCCCGACCGGUGCGCACACAUGCACUACGCAUUUUUUAGACGAGGAAUGCGGCGCUCUCACAGGAGAGAAAUUAGUGGCCAUGGGGGGCCUCUUGAAUAAGAUCUUGGAUGACUUUGAAAAUGAUGUGUUCUUGCAUAGCAGGCCACAGUCCUCUGGUACAGGAAAUGGCUCUAUUUUUCCUCUACCGUUGUCUUCGGAGAUCAUCGAGAGGUCCUCACACCCUAGGAUGGUUGUGGCUACCUGCCGCGCCCUCAACUUCCUCUACGGCGAGCGCGCGUCGAGGCCAAAACAAAAGUUGAGUGCCGCUUGUGGUCGGGCCCUGGAGUUCAUAGUGUCCUGCGUGGAUUCUAUGGGUGACUGGGUUGAGGUUUUUCCCCCCAUCAAUUUUGAUAUCUUUUUUCGGGCAAAAGGUAUCGACUAUAGGGGGGAAGAAGUUAAGAUCGCUCAACGGAUCAGCUGGCUUUCGAUUGCUCCGGCAUUGCCUCCGGAAGUAGGCCUCACCUGGGUGGGAGACGAGCCCCUCGCUGCGUUCCACGACGGCGGAAACACCGUGGCAGCGCAGCUCAGUCGACCCAACAGCGCCCUAUCGGCUGAAGAGCUGGUGGACCUCCAGGACGGUGUGAAACUUGGUCCUUGCUAUUUCCCGUACGAGCUCAAACAGGACUACCCUGACGGUGUCAUGUUGAAGGCGAUCCCCAUCCCCAUCCCGAUCCAGGAUUUUCAUCAUGACAUCGCGCGGGACAUCGGGCAGCAGGUGGAAGUCAUGAUCCUCGACGCCAAGUUGGCCUCCGAAACCAAGGUGGGGAAGGAGGUGCAAAAGAUCAAACAGAAGAUGGAGGCUAUGGCUGAAAAGAUCAAGAUGAUCAAUGAGAGAGUGUCCGCGGUGGAGCCCAGUCGAAAUGGGGUGCUAAAGACAGAGCUCCAGACAAGCAUCACCAAACUUGAGGAAGUUUGGGAGGGCGAGGUGAGUACUCUGAAGCACGAACUGUGGCAGACCAUUCAGGCGCACAACCAUAAUGCAGACCUCCUGAAACACCACAAGGAUGCCAUUGACCAGGUGCAGGUGAGAAUGACCGAAGUGCCUCCAAAUCCAGAGCUGGAUCAAGUACAUGCUCAACUCUUGCAGGUGGACAAGGUGCUUCAACGAGAGAUGGCCAAGGAAGCUCAAAUGGAUCAGCUGAUGGCCAGAUUGACACAGGUGCACCAGCAAUUCUUCAACACAUGGGGGUCCGGCGUGCAGCUGCCUCCUCCCGCAGGGAAAAAGACGCAGAAGAAGGCGGGCAAAACGGGUCCCAAUGGGGUGAAAGCAACAGCUGCCUCCCUACGAGCUGAGGCACCUGAGUUUGUUCCCAGCUGGGAUUCUUAA
This is a messenger RNA of Cladocopium goreaui, 3747 nucleotides long. The record is from the annotation of a GenBank genome assembly. NCBI's taxonomy places the organism in Eukaryota, Dinophyceae, Suessiales, Symbiodiniaceae.